AUGCCGUUUCGCGGAAAGCACAACAAAGGCUCUUCCGGUCGGUCCAACUCUGUCCGCGCACGCAAGGAGGCGAGGAAGGCCGCACGCAAGGGACCGCCCCAGCCCCGUAACCCUCCAAGACAGCAGGAGAGGCAUGAACCGGCUGAAUCUUCCUCAAAGCUGAAGGGGAAGCGGCGCGCUUCCCCCGAACUCGAAUCCGACGAAGAGCAGGUUCCGAAGAAGAAGGCAAAGGGUGCCCAGGGUACCACCGUCCUCGCCCAACUCGUGAAGGACAAGGCCGAAGCCAAGAAGCAGAAGAAGUCGAAGAAGGAGCUCGUGCUUCCUGAAGACGACGGCGAUGUCGAGGACCGCGAAAUCGAAUGGCUCGAGUACAUGCUCAAGAAGGAGAAGGGUGGCGAUGACCUCCUGGACUUCACCGGCAAAAUGGAGCAAGGAAAGCUUCGGAAGGAUGACUUGCAGCUCGACAGUGACAGCGAUCUGGAAGGCUACGACGAGUGGCACGGCAUCGAUAGCGACGCUGAGGUUGAUCUCAGUGAGAGUGAGGGUGACGACGAAGAGGAUGGUGAAAGUGAAGAUGAGGAUGACGAAAGCGGAGUGGAUGAGGAAGAGAGCGACGAUGGCGGCGACGACGGGGAGGUUGAUCUGGAGGAGUCUGACGACGAGCAGGUCGCCGAAGACGAUGUCUCGGGCGACAGCGACGACGAUGACGAGUCAGAGGCGCCGGCUGAAGGCAAGGAGAUUGUUGAGACACCUACGCCGGCACCUGCUGCACCCGCUGGCCGCUACAUUCCACCUCACCUGCGAGCUGCUCAGCUCGGAGAGAAGGCUGCUGCCGAUGGAGCCAAGGUCGCCGAGCGCAUGAAGCUUGAGCGCAAGGCCCAGGGUCUUCUCAACAAGUGA
Messenger RNA from Trichosporon asahii var. asahii CBS 2479, 900 nucleotides. RefSeq names its product osmoregulation-related protein. The record is from RefSeq and is a predicted model, not a curated record. Lineage: Eukaryota; Fungi; Basidiomycota; Tremellomycetes; Trichosporonales; Trichosporonaceae. The transcript is spliced from 3 exons. Bases 1 to 900 code for a protein of 299 amino acids.